This is a messenger RNA of Zea mays, 1206 nucleotides long. RefSeq lists its product as uncharacterized. The transcript is spliced from 2 exons. Bases 261 to 761 code for a protein of 166 amino acids. The record is from RefSeq and is marked validated. Gene Ontology annotation, molecular function: zinc ion binding. Lineage: Eukaryota; Viridiplantae; Streptophyta; Magnoliopsida; Poales; Poaceae.
AGGCACUCCGGCUUGCCAUUUCCUUCCCAUCUCUUGCCGGCCCGGGCACGGUCAGACGGUCACCAUCCGCCCGUGCGGUGGCUCGGCGCUUCCCGCGCCCGCAUCGAAGCCACCCACACCAUCCACGCGUCCCUCUCCGGCUCUCCCUCUCAUAUACCGCCCCUUGCCUCCGCUUCGCCCGCCCGCCCGUUGCCGUAGCUUCCGUCCGGAACCGCCGCGGCCGGCACGCACCCACCCGCUGGCCUGACCCGCUCCGGCGCAUGCGGCGAGACGCCGUCGCCGCCGCGCCCACGGCGGCCGGCGCCUCGCCGCCGAUCCCUGCCACCGUCCUCCCGACGGAUGCUGUUGUCAUCGAUGUCGAGGGAGAGCCGCUUCCGGCGGAGGCCCCCGGGCUGGGGUGCCGGAUCUGCCACCUCGGCCCUGAGGACGAUGAGUCAGCGGUGCCAGGUUCCGAGGUGAUGCUGCUAGGCUGCGGCUGCAAGGACGAGCUCGGCGCCGCGCACCAGCAAUGCGCCGAGGCGUGGUUUAGGAUCAAGGGCGAUAGGCGCUGUGAAAUAUGUGGUUCAGAUGCCAAAAACAUCACCGGGUUGGAAGUGAAAAAAUUCAUGGAGCAGUGGCAUGGCCGAAGAGUGGCACACGCACAAACUACUGAGGAGAGGGAAAGCCAUUGUUGGAGACAGCAGCCCUUCUGUAAUUUCUUGUUAGCAAGUUUACUGAUUGUUUUCAUGCUGCCCUGGUUUCUCCGUGUAAAUUUAUUCUGAUUCUGCUGCCACUAUUGGGCCAUGUAGAUUCACAGCUUGUUAACUUGGUUACCCUCCUAAGGAUGGAAUGCGUAGAUAAUUGUUGGCACAACCACAACACAGCUCCUCAAAUAUAUAUUUUUGAAGAAGUUCCCUUUUGAUAUACUUAUGCUUAAUCUCCUGGAUGCUUAUAACCAACUCAAAGACUACUUUGACUUGAACACUUGACGACAGGAACUCAAACUGGAAAGUGCAGGGUCGAUGGCUGCUUGGUAGAAGAACAAUUCCAGAAGUAUGGGGCACCCAGUUUGACGGUCUGGCAUCUCAGCCAUUUGGGAUUCAGAAAUCUUUACUAUUAAUUAUAUUGCUGUGAUCCUUUUGUCAAUCAGCUUCUUUGCCGGUUAACUAUUUUGUUCUGUGUAUACGAGGAUAUAAGCUUAAAUCCGAUGAGAUGCAUGAGUUCAGA